GCAACUUUAAAAGUCUGUAAUUGGGCGUACUCGUGGACGGCAGCAUCGCAUAGCUCGCUCAGCCAACCGCCAGUGGGCGCUGCUGCGCUGCGGCAACGAAUUACUCGCUCCCAGAGGGUAGCACAGCAAGCAUUUCAAACAGAGACGCAGAGCGUCGAGCAUGGACUUCGCCGACAAGCGCCCGCCGCCGAAGACGACGGCCCAGGCCUUUGAAUUGGCCUUCGACCCGGAGGGCGACAACGUCUUCGUGCUCUCCGCUUUGUUUCCGCAGGCGUUCGGGCGCAAGCAAAAGAAAAAACCAGAGGAAGAAAAGCCCCAAGAGGAGGACGACGACGGCACGGAGUCCGACGAAGAUGUUGAAAGGGAAGUCGUCUUGACGGAGAAGGACCAGCCGCGGCAACGCUACGACGUCAUUGCUCGAUUGGAGCGGUUAUUUGGCGGUGGGGAAUUAGCAACAGGUUUGAACCACGACUCGGACUCGGACGUCGCCGAAGACUAUUAUGCGAGUGACGACUCGUUCAUCGACGACUCCGAGGCCUUCGAGGCCGCCGAAAAGCGAGAUCAGGAACAAAGGACCGCCCCGGCCGACCACGACGGCUUCUUCGCCGUGUCCGGGGACUUGGCGACGGUGGAAGCCCCGAAGCCUCCCGAGAAGCCGCGCAAGAAGAAGCCUCGUAAAUUACUUGAUGGCGGUCCGACGGCCGCACAUGUCAAUGCUUUGUUAGAUAAAGAUGCUGAAGUAACCUGCCAGCAGCUGAAUCCCAAACGAGGCGAAAGCGCCUUGCGGUACGACAAGUACAAGGCCGCGACGUCGGCGAAGCAGUUAUUAGCUUUGGGUGCUACAAGAGCUGAUAUCAAGAAUGAUUUGGCGAAGGGGUAUGUUACUUUAAAGGAGCCCCUCGCCGGUUUAGUCAUACAGCCCUACACAGCACGCUCGUCGAAGCGGUGUGGGACGUGCGAGGGCUGUACGGCGGAAGAGUGCGGCGCGUGCAAGUAUUGUCUCGAUAUGAGCAAGCGCGGAGGCCCGAACACGUUGCGGCGGCCCUGCGUGAAGCGGGCGUGUCUGAGACCGCUCGACGGGUCACAACCUCCCGCGGCGGCAGCGACGCCGCGGUCGUCGCCGCCGCGGUCGCCGCGCGUCACGUCGAAUUGGACGCGUUAUGUGGACGAGACGUCAGGUAAGCCCUACUGGCACGACGCUACUACCCAAAAGACGACGUGGGACGACCCCACUACUUCCAAAAAACGGCCCGCGCCUGAUGCCGAGCAACCACCAGUAAAGAUGCGCAAGCAGAGCGGCUACGUCUACUUCCAGUCGCAGCACCGGGAGGCGGCGUCGGCCGCCGUGGACAUCGACCCUGAUACUAAUCAACUGGGCGCGCGCGAGCGGAACCAGGCUGUGAUGAGGAAGCUCGCGGAGAUGUGGGGCGCGUUGGACGACGCUGCGAAGCAGAAGUGGAGCGACGACGCGCCGCGCGUGCCGGUCAAGGAGCGCAAGCCCAAGGCCAAGGCGCCGGCGGCCGCCAAGCCGGCGGCGAAGCCGAAGGAAGCCAGCCCGCGCAAGGUUUUUGGGUCAAGCAUCCCCUUCGCGACGGCGCCGGCGAUCCCGGCGGUCCCGCCGCGGAAGCCGUCCGCGCGCGCCCGGAAGGUGGCGCCUGUUCCUGAGCCGGGCGUGCUCGAGUCGGAGCCGGAGUCUGAGGAGGAGGAGGAGGCGGCGCCGUCCGCGGCGCCCGCGGAGACGCCCGCGCCAGCUGCCGAGCCGGCAGUCAAACCGGCGGCGAAGCCGAAGGCGAAGCCCAAACCGGCGGCAAAGAAGCCGACGGCGAAGAAGCCGGCCGCGCGCGCGAAGAAGGCUGCGCCCACGCCCGCGCCGGCCGCGCCGGUCGCCGCGCCGGCCACCGCGCCGCCGGCCGCCGCCGCCGAGGAGCCGCUCUUUAAGGUCGGCGACACCGUGGACGUCGCGCCGCGCACGUUCCCGGGCAUCAACAAGGCCGGCGGGACGGGCAGGAUCACGAAGGUGAACGACGAGCGUAGCAAGGACGGCGGCCCGAUGAAGGACGGGUCCGAGCGGAGGACCACGGGCUUCACAUACGCCGUAAAGUACGCCCUGAGCGGGUCCGAGAAGCGCGUCGACGCGCAGUGGAUCGCGCGCAUCGACGAGGAGGAGGAGGACGCCUCCGACGGCGGCGCGGCCGAGACGCUGCGGACGCCCGGCGGCCGCAUCGCGACAGUCAUUGAGCGGCGCGCAAGGGGUUGGAUCUAUGUGGAACUCGACGGGAACGCGAACGACGAGGGCGGCGCGCACGAGCGGAAGUCCUUCCGGAAUAGCCAGUUAUCGUAA
Pelagomonas calceolata is the source of this 2341-nucleotide messenger RNA. Lineage: Eukaryota; Pelagophyceae; Pelagomonadales; Pelagomonadaceae. The record is from the annotation of a GenBank genome assembly.